Molecule: messenger RNA, 2139 nt
Organism: Tachysurus fulvidraco (yellow catfish)
Lineage: Eukaryota; Metazoa; Chordata; Actinopteri; Siluriformes; Bagridae
Product: glycerol kinase-like
Exons: 19
Coding region: 116-1684 (522 amino acids)
Biological process (GO): triglyceride metabolic process; glycerol-3-phosphate biosynthetic process; glycerol metabolic process
Cellular component (GO): mitochondrion
Molecular function (GO): glycerol kinase activity
Source: RefSeq, a predicted model, not a curated record
CAUUAACUUCCCAGUUGUACACACACACACACACACACACACACACACACACACACACACACACACACACACACACACACACACACACAAACACACAAGUGUAUUCGGUGAUACUAUGGCGGAUGAUCCGCUGGUUGGUGCAGUGGACCAAGGGACCAGCUCCACGAGGUUUCUGGUGUUCAAUGCUAAAACUGCCGAGCUUGUCAGUCAAUAUCAGGUGGAAAUUACACAGAGUUUCCCCAAAGAAGGAUGGGUGGAAGAAGAUCCCAAGGAGAUCCUACAGUCUGUGUAUGAGUGCAUAGAGAGAACCAGUGAGAAACUCGCUCAGCUUAAAACUGACAUCACAAACAUUAAAGCCAUUGGAGUGACCAAUCAGAGAGAGACGACAUUGGUGUGGGACAAAGAGACUGGGGAACCUCUUUACAAUGCCAUAGUGUGGCUGGAUUUGAGGACUCAGUCCACUGUGGAGCAUCUCAUUGAGAAAACACCUGGAAAGAACAAAAACCACUUCAAGAAUAAGACAGGUCUGCCCAUCAGUACGUACUUUAGUGCAGUGAAAUUGCGCUGGUUGAUGGACAACGUGGUGGAGGUGUACGAGGCUGUGCGCUCUCACCGUGCCAUGUUCGGAACCGUUGACUCCUGGCUUAUAUGGAGUUUAACUGGAGGAAAAAAUGGUGGAGUUCACUGCACAGAUGUCACAAACGCCAGCCGUACAAUGCUCUUCAACAUACACACCAUGGAGUGGGACCUGGAUCUAUGCAGGUACUUUGGGGUUCCUGUUGAAAUCCUCCCGGAGGUUAGAAGCUCUUCAGAAAUAUAUGGUUAUGUGAGCUCAGGGUCACUGGUGGGCGUGCCCAUCUCUGGAUGUCUGGGAGAUCAGUCGGCUGCUCUUGUGGGACAGAUGUGCUUUAAAGACGGUCAGGCCAAAAACACAUAUGGAACCGGUUGCUUUAUGUUAAAAAACACUGGAGUCAAGCCUGUGAUGUCAGAACACGGCCUCCUCACUACAGUUGCCUACAAACUGGGAAAGGACAAACCAGCUCACUAUGCACUCGAGGGAUCUGUUGCGAUUGCUGGAGCAGUAGUGAGGUGGCUGAAGGACAAUCUGGGAAUCCUUAAAUCCUCUUCAGAAAUUGAAAAUUUGGCUGCUUCAGCUGGGACAUCUUAUGGCUGCUAUUUUGUUCCAGCAUUUUCUGGUCUUUAUGCUCCUUACUGGGAACCCAGUGCUCGAGGGAUUAUCUGUGGCCUGACACAGUUUACAAACAGGAGCCACUUGGCUUUUGCAGCACUGGAAGCAGUGUGCUUUCAAACUCGAGAGGUCUUGGAUGCGAUGAAUCAAGACAGUGGUGCAUCACUUACUCAGUUACAAGUGGAUGGAGGAAUGACGGCCAACAAAUUACUAAUGCAGCUACAGGCUGAUAUCCUCUGUAUCCCUGUUGUGAGACCCUAUAUGUCUGAGACCACUGCACUGGGGGCAGCAAUGGCAGCUGGAGCAGCUGAAGGGGUCAACGUGUGGAACAUAAUUCCUGAAGAUAUGACCUGUGUGACCUCUGAGAAAUACCAACCUCAAAUCAAACCAGAAGAGAGUGAGUUCCGAUAUGCAAGAUGGAAGAAAGCCGUCCAGAAAGCCAUGAACUGGGAGACUGUGGAUCCUCUUUCCAUUGCGAAUGGUUAUCAGAAGUAGACAUAUGGAGCAUGGCAUAUGAAGCACUGCAGCUCACUGAGGUGUCAUGCUUUCAGGUUGCAGAGAUUUGUGUCAUGUUCACCAUAAUGGACAAAGUGCUUUUUUUCUCUCGGGUACUUGAUUAAAGAAGUGUGUAGCUUUGAGUGAGCCUGAGACUGAGCCUGAGCCUGAGCCUGAGCCUGAGCCUGAUUGCACUUUGUCUUAUGAUUUGUUUUCUGAUCCAAGCAGCUCCAUUAACAUCUCCUAGUUAUGAAUUUUCAAUCACAUAAAAAAUGUGUUUCAUUCCAAGCUGACUUUCUGUGGUCAGGCUGCUAAACUGCACUGAGCACUUAGUUAUUAACAAGACCACAAAAUUCAAAGGAGAACAAUUUUCUUAAAUCUGUGAAUUGGUCAUUCCAUGUUCUGAUUGUUUUGUAUUUCCCACAUGCUUUUUGACAACAUGGUUUGAAACUCAU